This is a messenger RNA of Culex pipiens pallens (northern house mosquito), 5871 nucleotides long. RefSeq lists its product as uncharacterized. The record is from RefSeq and is a predicted model, not a curated record. The transcript is spliced from 7 exons. Gene Ontology annotation, molecular function: DNA binding; ATP binding; RNA polymerase II general transcription initiation factor activity. The coding region runs from base 87 to 5786 and encodes 1899 amino acids. Lineage: Eukaryota; Metazoa; Arthropoda; Insecta; Diptera; Culicidae. Gene Ontology annotation, cellular component: membrane; transcription factor TFIID complex. Gene Ontology annotation, biological process: DNA-templated transcription; transcription initiation at RNA polymerase II promoter; protein import.
UUCUAUUAUAACUAUUCUAUAGUAACAGUCACUGUUUGUUCAGCGUUUAAUUUCGGAAUGUAAACCCGUAAAAAAACCGUUUUUCAAUGGAACCGACGCCACCAAAACGCGUGAAAAUGGAGAACGUUUCCGCCGAGGAUGUUCCCGAAGUCAGCGGCGAACCGUCGGAACACUUCUCCGACAACGUCGAGUACGAGAUGUUGAUCGACGAAUAUCUCGAAGGGUUUGACGGAGAGUCGGAAGAGGAGGAUUCCGAUUCGAGUUUGUCGUCAAGUGGGUCGUCAAACUCGGAGGACGGUCCCCGGAUCAAGGCUGAGAAAUCCGCUUCUUUGGAAUAUGUUAAGCCGACCGAUGGAAGUUUGGAGGCUGGACCGGAUUCCAACGAAGCGAUCGCUCAGCUAGGUGAAUCUGGCGAACAGGACGUGACGUCUCCGGGGUGCUGGUAUCACCACAGCGAUUCCGGCAAAGAGUUCAUCAACGUACAGGAACCGAUACCGACCAAGGUUGCCCAGCUGAACUGUUCGGCCCGGCUUGUCGACGGUGACUUUGACAUUUGGUUGCACGACGUGGGCAGUUUGAUGCUUGUUGGCGAAGGAUUCAUAGCCAGGGUGGCACCGAUCGACGUGAACGAGUUGAGACAGGCCACAAGUUUCGCUCAGGCGAAAACCGUACUGUUAAGUCAACUCCGCAUCGUCCGAAUUGUGCUGGAUGACGCUACGACGGAGCGCGAAAGUCAGCGAAAAGAUCUACACGAUCUCUUCGCCAAAAUUCGUCAAGAUCGUUCCAGCGCCGCUGAUGCCGCUCAGAUUCUCCGAAUCGCUGAAAGCUCAAACGCACUCACGUACCGCGAACUGUGCGAACAGCUUCUCGAAACUCCGUUGACAUCAGCCAAGCUUAGGGAACAAGCCGCCAAACUGCUCCGGAUCGAGCGGGAAACCGAACGAAGAAACGAGUUUCUACAGCGUUUUUCUCCCGGCUUCUGCGACGAUACGCGGGAGCUCAACAUCGCGCUAGAACGGUUCUGCGAGGUUGUCGUUUUGAACAAGGUGAACGCUUUGCUGGACGCGCCCCAGUUUCUGCGCGAUCUGCUGGAUGACGUUCCGAUGCGGACCAUUUACAGAGUUCACGAGGACGAUGUUGCGGCGUUUCGCGAAAUGGAGAAGGUGCUGGACGUGGCGAUUUUCCGCAAACCUUUGACGGAUCUUGCGAAACGUUGGAUCGAACGGAUGAAAUCUCAAGAAACGAGCGAUCCGCUGGUGAACCCGAUGUACGUCUCGCUGUGUCGAAGCUUGGACGAGUUGAUUGCGGCCAUCAUCGCGCGUUCCGAUCACAGCCCGGAAGAAUUGCUCCGCAGCGAUCAACACGGAUGGCAUCCGCUGGAAACCGCGAUCAAGUGGAGGUCGGACACGGUACUUGCUGGGUGCCUUGAACGGGAGUACAACUUUCUGUUUCGACUGCUGAGUCAAAACGAGCGACCUUUUGAAGGAACGAUCGCGGACGAGCAUCGCGUGUGGUUCUGCCUUCUCGAGGAAGUUUUGCGCGAUCUAGACCUGGGCCCGUUCGAACAAAUCGUGGCGAGCUAUUUGCAACUUCUGAAAAAGUCAAACAUCAGUCAAGUGGAGAAGAUCCGGGUCGUCACGCACAGUGUUGGCCGCUUCGUCGUGCAGACUUGUCCCCUCGCAAGCAGCGUCGAUUCCGACGAGGACAAGCAAAUCCUGCACUCGCAACUGGGCGUCAUCAACCGAGCGAUGCUAAGUUUCGCCGAACCGUUGCCUGACCUCCUCGAGGUUGUCACCUGCUACUGGAAGAAUCGCUGUAAAAUCGUGGAGAAAUUCCCACGCAAGAAGUCCGGCGCCGAAAUGGAACAAAUCAAGAAAACGCUGCUGAAGAUCGUGGCCGUUGCGCUGCGGAAACAGGUCGACGUCCCCACCAUGAUAGCUCUGCUCCGUGCCGUCAACGCCUUCGUCGUCGAUCUGGACGGCGUUACGUUCGAGUGGUUGGUCAAGUCGCUGCCGGAAAAGCCGAAGAACGCCGCACUCGCACUGGAGUACAUCGAACCGGUUGACAGCAAGUGGAGCGGAACCUCGCACCAGGCGUACCGCGUCACCGAGGCGGACAAGUUUCACCAGCUGUUUGCGGUACUGCUGGACGGAGCGACCUGUCCGCGGAACUACGCCGUCGACGUGGUCAACGAGUUGCUCGCGUGCGUCCAGUCUCAGCUUGAGCAGCGCGGUUGGUCGGAACAGGACCAGAUCGUGUCCGUCGGAGCCCUGCUGACGGCAAUCGGCGCUUCGUUGGUGCACCUGCGACGGCAAGCGGAGUACGAGUCGUACGAACAGUUUCUGGAGGACAGCGUGCGGCCGUUUUGCGCCGUGGUUGAGCGGAGUCAGUCAAUGGACGAGUUCUGCAAGCGAAUACGGGGGAUCGAGGAAUCGUUCCGGGACGAGAUCAGCCUGUGGUUGAAGACGUUCGGCGAGUUGAACGACGCGGACAGUUUCAGCGCAGAAGAGAUGAAACGAACGUAUCUUCAGUACGGAGAUCACUUUGAGAAGUACGCGACGGAGUCUGGUCAGGCUCUGGCGAGUUCGCUGCAAGCUUCCGUUCAUCCGACGCACUUCAAAGUGUGGACACAUCAGUUCAAACAGACCGAGCUGCCCAAGAUCCUCGCCGGUGUGGCCGCAGUUUGGACGAAAGCGAGUUACAACAGGCCCCACUGCUCGCAGAUCAUGGCCGUGCUCCGGCUGCUCGGCGCGGACAAAUACAAGCAGGGCAUCCCGAAGCACUUGGCCCAGAUUCCCGCCGGUGGGGGAAAACCGCUCGUAUUAGCACUGAUCGCCGCGGUUCUUGCCCUAACCGGCCACCGGAUUCUGCUGAUCUACCGCAGCAAAUACCUGGCAAAACGAGACGCAAACAAGUUUGCCCGAUUGCUCAAGCUGCUCGGCGUUAUCGAAGCGGUUAAAUACGGCACCUACGACGACAUGGUCGACGCGGUCAUUGCUCCUCGCGUGGACGGCGAACCGCUGGAGCUGCAGACGCUGGUGAGUGACCUGAUACUUGCGCCGCCAGACAAGCAACGACCGGCCAAACUGAAUGCGCAGCAUCCGCCAGUUCUUCUCGUGGACGAGGUGGACGUUUUCUUCGACAAAGAAGUCUACGGGAAGGAGUACUGUCCCGGAGCGUUCCCCGUCGUUCCGGGCUUGGAGCAAAUCCAGGAAAAAAUCUGGAAGUUGGUCACCGAUCGUGACCUGCGAGAUGUCCAGGAAGUGAUGACACGAAUUGAAAAGCUCAUUUCCUCGCCGCGCUUCACGAGAAAGCAAGAGUUCGACACAUUCCUCAACAAUAAAACACCCUUCGAUCUGAUCGUAACGCUGAGCUCGGCCAACCACGUACGCAAACAGUUUACCAACAGAAACUUGUUCUACUCGGAGCUUCAAUCGAUGGUCGAGAAUGCCAUUUCGGUCGCAACCGACCGCGCCCAGCACGCCGACUUCAAGCUCAACCAACAGGGCGCGAUCACCUACCGCGACGGAGAUCGCUUCGUGACCUGGUCCAUUCCGGGCUACAAGUCGGUGUUCAACUACUUUCGGCUGAAGCACCACAACUUCGAGCUCAGAGUCGGCUCCACCAAAAACUACGGCUACCUGAACGUCGGUUGCGGACUAUUCGCGUACGCCCUGCUGCCAACGGCCUUCCCGCUGAUCCUGGCAGUCACCGCAAGUCCGCUUGCCACGCUGAACCACCACGAAAGAGAAACCCUCAACCGAUUCUACGCCAUCCACCAUUCGUCAACCCUACCAAACUCGCGCACCCAGUUCAAUCCCGCCGCAGACUUCACCCAUCGCCCAACCAAGCCACUCUGGAUGGAGCAGAUCCUCUCCCGAGCUAAAGCGCAACCCGUUAACCGGCCCGUCAUCAUCUUCUUCCGCACGUCCACCCUGCUGGAAGAGUUCCGUGCCCUGCACGCGCACCACCUCGAUCACGUCCAAGUCCUCACCGAGCAGUCAGCCAAGGAUCAGAUCGAGCAGGUUGGCACUGCCGGCCGGAUUACCCUGGCCACGCGCGGAAUGGCACGUGGCGUCAACUACGGCGAAGACCUGCACGUCAUUCGGACGUUCUUCUCGGUGGAAGAUCAGAGGGAGGAAGCUCGGAUUGGCGGGUGUUACGAGUUGAUUGUGUGCGAUGAACACUUGAAGGAGGAUGGUCUGGUUGGGGCUGAUUUCGGAGGGACGUACGCGGAACUGGAGGAGGCCCGAGCGGUCGUUUGGUCGCGGGAGAGUGAGUUUUCUCACCAAUUGUCCCAGCAGCCCAAUUCGUCCGGCACCGGCGCCGUAAUCGUCAAUUCUCAAUCCAUAACGAAGACGCCGAUGAGUAACUUGACGACACGGGUAGCCUCAAUAACCAUCUCAACGGACCAGACACUGGCGAAUGGCGUCCCCGCAACCGGACAGCCCUCGGUCGUGACCACCCAGCAACCUCAACAAUCCGCGACCCAAUCCGUCGUUGUAACGACCACGACCGGUGGCCAAACAGCGCAGAAGCGAAACUUGAUUGACAAUACCAAAGAAAAAUGCCGGAAAUUUUUAACCAACUUGAUCGAACUGGCAAAGCGGCAUCCGAAGCUCGUCGAGAAGAACGUCUUGAUGCUGAUCCAAGAACUGGUCGACGCCAACGUAGAGCCGGAGACGUUUUGCGAACGGCUCGUGCGACUACUCAACGUCAGCCCGAAGCCGUGCCUGGUAGGCUUUCUCAAGCAAGGCCUCCCCCUGUUGCGUCAAUCGCUCGUCACGAAAGAAAUCACAAUCGAGGGCAUCAAUCCACCACCCGCCAACGUAACCUUUUCCGGAUCGCCUCUGGCUCAGUUCCGGCCGGUCACGAAAAUCCUGGUCUCGCAGGCCGCUCCGCGUUUGCACGGCCCAACGCCGAUCCGCGUGCUGAUGACGCAGUCCGGAAUGUCAACGGUGAACCGGAUCGGUCAAACGACCAUUCGGCCGGCCACUCUGGUGCGGCUACAGACGCCACUGCAGCAACAGCAGCAGCGGGCCUACCUCACGACCACGAUGAUGGGCGGCCCGUGGCAAAUCGCCGCCCAGCAGAUCCGGCUAAACGCCGGAACAACCGUGGGCCAGACGGCAAUCGGGCAAACGAUGUCGAAGAUGCCGCAGGCGCUUCUACCGAACCAGCCGGCAAAGUCAUCAGAUGCGCCGGCCAACAACGCUCGUGACGACUCCGAUGUUUCCAAAGGGGUCUCCAAAGGUGGUCCAUCGCAAGGGGAUGACCCGGUCCAAAAGAAACGACUACGACUGUCGAAGUUGAGUGUCAUCGUAGAGGAGGAGAAUGGAGCUAAACUUAAGAAGGUGGUUCCAGCAAAGCAUCGGCAAGUUUUGCCCGCGCUCAAGCCCCAGCAUGUUCUUCCCUCUCCAGUAGAAGUGACCGGCGACGGAACGGCGAUCAAGGCCAUCGCAGACAACCCGAGAAAAAGGUCAUCCUCAAGCAACGUACCCACGGAAGAGCAGCAGUAUCCAAAGCGAUUCAAGUGCGUACAAUGCCCCAAGACCUACUCAAACAAGGGUGGGUUAUCACUGCACGUUAAGGAAAUUCAUUUGGGACGGAAAGAACCGUUCACUUGCACAAUUUGUGGAAAGGUCCUAUUUGGAAAAGCUGUGUUCAAGCAACACCUUAAUGUCCACAUACGCCCGUUCCAGUGUGAAAUUUGCAAAAAGACGUUUUCGCAAUACCGCGGAAAACAGGUCCAUCUGUGUGCAGGGAAAUUUAAGCCACAACAAUAACGCUUGCGGAACAUCGAUGCAAAUCAAAUACGUACGUAAUAUAUUUAGAUUUAACUGUUGGUACAUUUAAGUUUCUUUAAUUGCU